UCGAUCAACCGACGCCGACGCAUCGCAACAUCGCCGCGUGCACUCUCACUCUCGCCGACUAACGAAUCCACGGACACGCCAGUGGCACCCACGGCCCGAGCUACGCUCCGCUCCCCUCCAUCUCCCUCUACCCCACACCCAACUCCACCAUGGCCGACUCGAACGUCCCCCUCGUUGUGGAUAACGGUACCGGCUUCGUCAAGUGCGGCUGGGCUGGCUCCAACUUUCCCGAGCAUGUCUUCCCGUCCGUCGUCGGACGGCCAAUCCUCCGUGCCGAGGAGCGCCUCGGCAGCUCGCAGCUCCGCGACCUGAUGAUCGGCGACGAGGCGGCCGAGAACCGCUCGUUCCUCCAGAUGUCACAUCCGAUGGAGCACGGCAUCAUCAAGAACUGGCCCGACAUGAUGCACCUCUGGGACUACACGUUCGCCGAGAAGCUCAAGGUCGACACGCGCGGCCGCAAGAUCCUGCUCACUGAGCCGCCUAUGAACCCCAAGGCGAACCGCGAGAAGAUGGCCGAGGUCAUGUUCGAGCGAUACCAGUUUGGCGGCAUCUACGUCGCCAUCCAGGCCGUGCUUACGCUCUAUGCGCAGGGUCUGCAGACCGGUGUUGUUGUCGACUCGGGAGACGGUGUCACCCACAUCGUGCCAGUGUACGACGGUUUCGCGCUCCCCCACCUCACCCGCCGUCUCGACGUUGCAGGCCGCGACGUGACGAGGUACCUCAUCAAGCUGCUCCUCAUGCGCGGCUACGCGUUUGAGCGUACGGCCGACUUUGAGACGGUCCGCGGUAUCAAGGAGGCGCUCUGUUUCACCUCGUACGACCUCGACCUCGACAAGAAGCUCUCGGACGAGACGACGGUGCUGGUCGAGAACUACACUCUUCCCGACGGACGCGUGAUCAAGGUCGGCUCGGAGCGCUUCGAGGCACCCGAGUGCAUGUUCCAGCCACACCUUGUCGACGUUGAGCAGCCCGGUGUCGCCGAGCUCCUCUUCCAGACCAUCCAGCAGGCGGCUGUCGACACCCGUUCCGAGCUCUACAAGCACAUUGUGCUCUCGGGCGGUUCGUCAAUGUACCCCGGCUUCCCGUCGCGUCUGGAGAAGGAGAUGAAGCAGCUGUACCUGACGCGCGUGCUCAACAACGACACCUCGAGGUUGAAGCACUUCAAGAUCCGUAUCGAGGACCCCCCUCGCAGGAAACACAUGGUCUUCCUCGGCGGAGCUGUGCUCGCUGACAUCAUGAAGGGCCAGGAGGCCUUCUGGGUCACCAAGGAGGAGUGGGACGAGCAGGGCGUCCGGGCACUCGACAAGCUCCAGCGGGGAGAGUAGGGCUGCUCCCAGCCGCCGUUGUAGUGUAGUGACAUGAAUGUGCUGCGGAU
Vanrija pseudolonga is the source of this 1375-nucleotide messenger RNA. RefSeq names its product Actin-related protein 2 (gene Actr2). Gene Ontology annotation, cellular component: Arp2/3 protein complex; actin cortical patch. Gene Ontology annotation, biological process: Arp2/3 complex-mediated actin nucleation. Bases 150 to 1325 code for a protein of 391 amino acids. Gene Ontology annotation, molecular function: actin filament binding. Lineage: Eukaryota; Fungi; Basidiomycota; Tremellomycetes; Trichosporonales; Trichosporonaceae. The transcript has 6 exons. The record is from RefSeq and is a predicted model, not a curated record.